CGAUAAUCAAGCUCGGUGAAGCUCUCUCUUGCCACAACCGACACUUCUUCCAUGUUACCAACAAUCACGGCAUUCCAUGGAUCGUGUAGUCGCAGCACAGAUUGCGGUCCUGCGUGCUGCGCUCGAUCCUCUGUCCCGCCUGCAGGCCUUCACGGUACUGUGCGAAACAUUCAAGAGCGUGCCUGGAUGGCAGGCGAACUCGCCCCAACGCUGGGAGCGACUGGACGAGCAGCUGGACAAUAAAACUUUGGCGGCCGUGGCAGCCGACGCGGAGCUGAUUGCGAGAGGGGAGGGUCAGCGCAGUACCGCCGCGGGCACCGAUGCGGUCGGGCGUUUGCGCAACUGCAUCUCCACGUGGUCGCUCCAAGCGCACGACAUCAUUCGCGACUUGGGACUCGAGGCCAUCCACAGCGGCAACUUCAUGCGCGCCUGCGCCGCGCAGACGCUGCUCGACACCGACGGCGAGCGCGUGCCCUGGCUGACAUUCGCGCGUGCGGUGCUGCACGAGGCACAACAACGCCACCUCCAUCGUCCCGGCCGCGGAAAGAGUCGCACCCGACCAUUCUUGCCCAGCGACGUCAAAAACGCCAUCGCGAACUUGCAGCAGGCGCGUCUGGUCACCACCGUCGUUUCUGCGGUCCGCAGCACCGAUUCCCCUCGCAGCGGCAGGAUGAAACGCAAGGCCUCGCCCAACGGCACCGACCCCUCCGCUUCGCAGCCCGCAAAGAAGCCUCGACCGGCGGCGACAGAUGGCGGCCACGAGCUGGAGGAGCAUCGCGAAUCCACUCUCCCCCUUCACGACACCUACGACUCCGACUCGGGCGACGACCAGCGCGAGCCCGAACAUGGCGCCGCGUCGCCCCUUUCGCCACCGCCGAUCUUUGUCCCUCCUAAGCCUUCACCUCCGUCCAUGACUGUGCGCUCGCCAGAUCAGUUCGGAUUCACCUUCCGCCGCCUCAGAGACCGCCGCGGCUUCCGCCCCACCGGCGCCGGGCUGAUUUCAGCGAAGGGUCACGCGACACCUGAUGCGCUGAAAGCUCGCUCCAAGGACGUGGACGACUUGCCUUUACUCAACGCUCCUGAGAAUCGGAUCACGGCGGACGAUGGUGCUACUGAGCUGCAUGCCAACGAUGACGGCGAGGCGGACGAUGGUGCAACUGAGCUGCACGUCAACGAUCACGGCGAGGAAGGAGACGUGCCAGCCACUCGACCCCCUAUUGACCGUUCGCCCGCUUCAGCCACGAAUGUUCUCCAACACGAUGAAGUCGCGGCCGAGACACAGUCUGGAGAAGAAGAUUGGGAGGACGUGGACGGAGACGAAGGUUGCACAGACAACCAAGACGAGAACGAGGAGGACGCGGAAAGCGAGUCUGCGGAGAGCGCCGACGGAGACCAUACAGAAAUAUCUGUCGAACAUGGUCGCUGCGCUGCGCCGACAGAGGAUGAUGACAGCUCGCUCUUGAAAAACAUUCAUGGGUCGUUCCUGGAAAGCGCUGCUGAUGCGGUGUCCCACUUGGAGCUCGAUUCUCACAGCACAACAGAAAUUGGGCAAGAGGUCAUGUCUCCGACUGCCUCCGAAGCUGCCAUGACCGAGCAGGAGAGCUUCGUCGUUCCAGGUCAAGACCAGCCCUGUACACCACUGUCUCCCACACCUUGGAGUUUUGGUACAGUGACAACACCACAGUCGGCAGUCGCCAUGGACAAGAUGUCUGCUGUACCGGACAUGGACAUGCGAGCAUUGAUUGCACAGAUUCUCGAAACCAACGUCUCCACCAACGAAGAGCCGCCCAGCUCUACUGCCAAUAGUAUGAUGGCUUUCUUGCAGCCUGGCAGGUGGUUGUCCAUCACGACCGUGUCCAACUUUAUUUCCGCUCUGAACCCCGAUUCAAGCAGCCGGCUCGUGCUAGAGAAUGGGUUCCUGAGAUUCGACGCAGACGGAGCAGCGCACAACGCAAAGCAAGGCCGCCAAUGCGCGCAACGUCGCCAGCAAUCCGUCAUCUACGGUCUUCUGAACCACAACUCCCACUACAUGAUCGCGAUUCUGGACCGCAAUUCGAAAACCAUCGAGCUGUACGACUCCCUCCACCCUCGACCCAUCUCCACAGUUCGUCGAGCUGUGCUCGAGUUCGCAAGCGGUUUCCAUACGACAGGCUCGGGCUCCAAGGAGUGGCAGAUUGUCGCAGCUCCGGGCUUGCGCCAGGGCAACGGGUACGACUGUGGGGUGUAUGCCGCUGCCCGAGUCAUCUUUCAUAUGCACGAGAGGCUUUGUCCUGAGUACAUCAUUCCCGAGGUGUGGCGACGAGCAAUGUCAUUGAUGUCCACGGUGCAUGAGCCCAGCUCUGCCGUCGGAGACGAAAUCUUUGCGCCAUCAUGGACUGCAGAGCGCCUUGCCCAUCAUUUCGGACUGGACCUCGAGCGAGGGCAGGAUGGCCGCCUGACAUGGCCGUGCACACCGCGCUCGACGCAACAAGACUUGGAGACCACUUCCAAGUUGUAUACAAUUCGCCGCUGUUUCGAUGCGCUGGUCAGAGAGACGAGUUUGAUCGUCGAGCAAGUGCAAGGCUCCGUCUCACUAGACAGCACACGCGCGCACCUCGACUGGCUCAAAGAAAUGAAAGCAGGUCUUCUCUGUCGGGAACUGGCCCCAACGUUCCUCCGCCGGCAGCUCAGCAGCUUCGACGCCCAGAUUGCAGAGCAAACGGCCCUGGCAGACAAGUUGGCGGCCCAGGACAGGACUCAUCAAAACAUGAUGAUUGAAGUGCUUCAAGCCGAUGCUCGUACAUAUCGACAACUCUCCCAGGACGCUGAGAAUAGUGCAGACUCACUGCUUCGCAAGGCAGAAGAAGAAUACGUGGCAAUAGGUGCUCGGAUCAAAGCUCUGAGAGAGGCUCGGAAGUAAGUAGUCUUGAGCACAUUCGGCAGGCUGUUUCAGCUGAGGAGGGCUUUUUCUCGUGACACCUUCACGGUUUCGAUGAUGCAGACGAUGAAGUGGUUGAUAAUGAUACGCUUGAUGACUGAUGUGAGGGUUCGCCAUAGCUGAUUUCCGCACGGAUGGCGUUCGCCGUAUGCGGACACUCACCAC
Messenger RNA from Cercospora beticola, 3082 nucleotides. RefSeq lists its product as uncharacterized. Gene Ontology annotation, biological process: proteolysis. Gene Ontology annotation, molecular function: cysteine-type peptidase activity. NCBI's taxonomy places the organism in Eukaryota, Fungi, Ascomycota, Dothideomycetes, Mycosphaerellales, Mycosphaerellaceae. The record is from RefSeq and is a predicted model, not a curated record.